Molecule: messenger RNA, 1290 nt
Organism: Penicillium subrubescens
Lineage: Eukaryota; Fungi; Ascomycota; Eurotiomycetes; Eurotiales; Aspergillaceae
Exons: 5
Coding region: 1-1290 (429 amino acids)
Biological process (GO): transmembrane transport
Molecular function (GO): transmembrane transporter activity
Source: RefSeq, a predicted model, not a curated record
AUGUCUCAUCGUGCAAACGAGCUUGAAAGCUCUGGGAUCACCCAUCGCCUUCGUCCCACGGAAACACUGGGUCAUGUCCGACUUCAAGAUGAAGUGACUGGGGAAACCCUUCUCGUGCCCCAGCCGUCGUCCGAUCCCAACGAUCCCCUCAAUUGCCUUAUGGCUUCAAGAAUUAUAGCAUCAUGGUUCUCUGGCAGUGCCGAGUGUGUCGCCCCUAUGACGAUCGCGGAUAUCUUCUUUCUCCAUGAAAGAGGUAAAAUGACAGCAAUGUACUCGGCCGCGCUCUCGACAGGUGCCGCUUUUGGUUUGAUGAUCUCUGGGAUCAUGUCAAUCUCACAGAACUGGAGGAUGUUUCACUAUCUGUGCGCUGCGCUUGUUCUUGCCACAACGGUACUGAUUUUCUUCACCAUGCCCGAGACUGCAUUUCAAAGGGAUCUCGGUCGAACAGAGGAAGUUGCAAACGAGAAAGUUUCUAAUGUGGCCGAAGUGGAGCACGUCGAGGUUUCCAACACUCCCAAGAAAUCCUUCACUCAGCGAAUGGCGUUCAAUCGUGCUCCUCUCACCCACGAGAGUAUUUGGAAAAUUGCCAUUCGCCCUGUUCUUAUCCUUUUCUUGCCGCCAGUCUUCUGGUCCACGGUCUCGUUUGGAAUAGGAAUCGGGAUCUUUGUCGUGCUAGGCACCACAGCCGCAACAGCUUUCUCGCAGGUAUACGACUUCACAGUCUGGCAAGUGGGAUUGGUCUGGAUUGCAGGUAUUGUUGGUAAUCUACUUGGCAUACCAUUCGGCGGUUAUUUUUCUGAUUGGGUCGCCAACCGUGCCACUUCCAAGAAUGGGGGUGUUCGAGAGCCGGAGAUGCGUCUUCCCGCAGUGAGCAUCGCUAUGAUUACCUACCCGGGAUCACUUCUUCUCUAUGGUCUGGGCAUCAAUUACAAGGCUCAUUGGAUUGUCCCUACAUUGGGAAUAUUUUUGUUCUCAUUCGGCAGUAGUGCGGCGAUUGGUAUUACUGUGGUCUAUACAAUUGACUGCUACCGACCAAUUGCUGGGGAGGUUGUAGUAAGCCAGGUUGUUUUUAAAUCUUUUAUCACCUUUCUCAUGUCCUUCUACGCAAAUCCAUGGGUUGACCGGGAUGGAUAUGCAGGAGCAUUUGGGGCCAUGGCAGGCUUUAGUUUCAUCAUCCUGGCGCUAUGGAUUCCUCUGUACAUCUGGGGCAAGCAGAUUCGUCAUGCCACUCUCAAAGGGCGUGUAAUGCGAUAUGUCCACUGGGAUCUGGAUAGAGAGACCGGAGAGUAG